UCUCUAGUCUAUAUUUUUACAUAAAUUAUUUGUUACUUAUAUUAACGUUUAUAGGAAAAAAUGAGCACAGUAAAAGUUGCGUCUGAUAUUCAUACUUCAGACAAGGAAAAGAAAAGCGAUGCUGAACCGUUGGGUACUGUUUUGGAGGUAAAUGAGAAUACAAACAGUGAAAUAUUCAACCGUCCCCUGGAAGAAAAUGUAGUUGAGGAAAUUCCCCCAAAGAUUUUCGGCCUGAAAGAUAUUUUGGAGCCCAUGACGAUAGAGUCGCUGAACAAUGCAAUUUAUGAACUUGGCGUAAUUAAUUUGUGUUGGCCAGAAAUAUCUGAACCUGUAUUUGAGACAAGAACUUGUUUCCCAAAGAGUUACUACACUAAUAGCACGAAAGAGAGGCUAAUUCUAGCGUAUGCGGAAAACUUCAGGCGGCAGUUUUUAUUUCAUUACAAGUUUCGAAGGCCGUUGUUGCUUCAAGCACCUAAUGAAUGCGGUUUACAGAAAAUGGUGUGUACUUCCAUACGGCCAACGAAGUUAUGUUAUACCGGCACAAAUACUUGGCAGGGUUUGGCUUCGCUUGUAUCGGACUACUUCGAUUUCGAACCUUUGACAAAGCCUAUGCUGCACCCAGCCGACCAUCGGUUACCCACACGACAUACCAACGCUCCAAGGACGCCGUGA
Molecule: messenger RNA, 672 nt
Organism: Colias croceus (clouded yellow)
Lineage: Eukaryota; Metazoa; Arthropoda; Insecta; Lepidoptera; Pieridae
Product: coiled-coil domain-containing protein lobo-like
Exons: 3
Coding region: 61-672 (203 amino acids)
Biological process (GO): flagellated sperm motility
Cellular component (GO): motile cilium
Source: RefSeq, a predicted model, not a curated record